Molecule: messenger RNA, 918 nt
Organism: Lates calcarifer (barramundi perch)
Lineage: Eukaryota; Metazoa; Chordata; Actinopteri; Centropomidae
Product: trace amine-associated receptor 4-like
Exons: 3
Coding region: 1-918 (305 amino acids)
Biological process (GO): G protein-coupled receptor signaling pathway
Cellular component (GO): membrane
Molecular function (GO): trace-amine receptor activity
Source: RefSeq, a predicted model, not a curated record
AUGGGUUUCCUCUCUGUGCUCCUUGACAUUGUGCUGUCCUUCAUCUCUGUGCUCACUGUAGCUCUCAACCUGCUCGUCAUCAUUUCAAUCUCCCACUUCAGGCAGCUCCACACACCCACUAACAUCCUCCUCCUCUCUCUGGCUGUCUCAGACUUUCUCGUGGGCCUCCUGGUGACACCAAGAGAAAUCUUAACAAACACAACCUGUUGGUUUCUUGGUGAUCUGAUGUGUUCUCUGUAUAAUUAUGUGACUGUCGUUAUUACCUGUGCUUCAAUAGGAGACAUGGUGCUCAUAUCAGCUGACCGUUAUGUGGCUAUUUGUGACCCUCUGCAUUACACCACCAGAGUCACUGGCAGAAGAGUUAAACUCUGUGUUUGUCUGUGUUGGCUCUGUUCUGUUUUCUACAACAGUCUCUUUGUAAAGGACGACCUGACUCAACCAGACAAACAUAGUUCCUGUUAUGGAGAAUGUGCAUUUUUCAUUGAUCAUGUUGUUGGAACUAUUGACAUUUUCUUGACCUUUAUUUUUCCAGUUACCAUCAUCAUAAUUCUGUACAUGAGCGUAUUUGUGGUGGCUGUGUCUCAGGCUCGUGCCAUGCGCUCUCACAUUACAGCUGUCACUCUCCAGCGUUCAGCUUCUCUAACAACAAAGAAAUCUGAGCUGAAAGCAGCCAGGACUCUUGGUGUUCUUGUAGCAGUGUUUCUAAUAUGUUUCUGUCCAUAUUACUGUGUUUCUCUUGCAGGGGACAACUUGUUCAGCACCUCAUCUGUAUCUAUUGUGAUCUAUCUCUUGCAUUUUAACUCCUGUAUAAACCCUGUGAUCUAUGCCUUGUUUUACCCCUGGUUCAGGAAAGCUGUUAAACUCAUUGUCACUCUUCAGAUACUGCAGCCUGGCUCCUGUGAGGCCAACAUACUGUAG